Messenger RNA from Sycon ciliatum, 4099 nucleotides. Its product is annotated as endosome/lysosome-associated apoptosis and autophagy regulator family member 2-like. The record is from RefSeq and is a predicted model, not a curated record. NCBI's taxonomy places the organism in Eukaryota, Metazoa, Porifera, Calcarea, Leucosolenida, Sycettidae. The transcript is spliced from 9 exons. Gene Ontology annotation, cellular component: membrane. Bases 305 to 3649 code for a protein of 1114 amino acids.
AUGAAAUAGUUGGUACGGAGUGUUUUGUGACAUUCGUUGCUUCUUGUGCUGGUGCUUUUCAAUACUCCCGAAGGGGCCGAAAUAACUCAUUGUGUGUAGUGUCCACCAUUCUCAGAAAGAGGCUAUUUUGGCACUCUUCAAGGGGUUGCUCGCGACGUUCCGAUGUGUGCAAGUUCGUGGCCGCUGGCCUGAAACCAAUGGAAUCAUUGGACGACAUUGGACCAUAUCCAGCGCUGCAAAAAACAGCACGCUAAAAGUGGAUACGCACUGUACUGCAGUCCGGAAUUCUACCCAUCAAUGCAUCAUGGGCCUUGAUCGUGAAGCAGACUGCGAAUCACGCUCAUCUCAUUCGACGAACAAACCUCGCCGCCGUUCAAGAAGACCACGGAGUCGAACUGCGUCCGGCUCGUGGAGCAGCAGCAUUAUUCUAGGCCUGUGUAGUUUAUGCAUAUGCGUAGAUGUACAAAGAAACAUUGGAAGUGAUGCGGCCCUGGGACCAUGCACGAAGAGUAUGAUCGAGGCAGUGAAUACGGAAUGCGAGGGGCAGCUGAGCAAGCGGAGAGUGUUCUUCUUCAAUAGCAGCUGUAAUGCAUCGUCACCAGCCAGUGUGAAAUUGCCAGCGCCUGAAGUGUUACCGUGCCAGUGUGAGACUGGAUAUGGGAUCGCCGACGAUACGCUGAAGUGUGAAAGAUGCGGACCGGGAAAAUACGGCCCCGGUGGAAAGGUCUUGGACUCGAGUACGUGGGGAAUGUGGAACCGGUGUCCGUCUGGUCUCUACCUGAAGGAGGACUCUACGGAGAUGUCCACGUUCUGCGAGAGCGGAAACCUCUCCGUGGUCACGAAUAUCUACGAGGGGUCUGCAUGUCAGCCAUGGCGUCCCGGACCGCCAGAUGGGAAGAGUUCCCCGACCACGGGGCCAGUCGUUGUACCCUCGACCUGCAGGAAGAGUGACCAGAGCUAUAUAGGCAGCCAUUCCUAUCUCUUGUCCGGUGUGCAGCCUCGUAACACGCGGGUGCUGUCCGUUCUGCACACAGUGGUGGAGAUUGUGCGCGUGCCAGCCAGCAUUGACUUCACGUACUUUGUGGACGCGACACCCUGCUUUGACACCACGUCGGGGCACUGUGACGGCCUUUCCUUCUACAUUGACAACGACGAAACAAUGACCACGCAGUCACAGCAGCUCACCUGGCAGAAGAUGAGCUUCUCCAUCUUGGAAGCUGGCUUCCAUAGUUUGCGAUGGCAAAUGAGAAUAUCAGACGUGGACGACUCGAAGGCGACAUCUGCGUCCAAUCAGGCUGCGCUGCGCAGCAUCGUCUUGGUGGGAGUGGAGGGGAACUCCAGCUGUGCUCCAUGUCCAUCAGGGACGUACUCGCCCACUUCCAACUCUUCAUCGUGCACCAUGUGUCCAGAGUUUCAUUAUCAGGAUUCCAGCGGCAAGGCUGAGUGCAAGCCGUGCCCCAACGAUACAUACAGCUUAAAGGGUGGAUCACAAUGCUACCCGAAGCGACGCUGCACUGAAAACGAUCUGAUCAAGAACCUUGCCGAUAUCUCCACUUGCUACCAUGACGUUGUGAACAACAAGUAUGUUCGUAAUGAGACUAUCAGCUGGUUACAUCAUUACGGAUACUCUCAGCCACUUUGCGACAAGACUGCACUGAGCCCGGAACAAACACGGAACCGUCUGGUGCGUUGCCAAUGCCAGCCAGGGCAGCAGUUCAUUAACCUGAAGACGCAGAGGCCUUUCUGCCAGAACUGUCCCAAAGCAUGGUAUUCGCAGGACGGAGUGUCGUGUCAGUCCUGCCACCGCGGACGAGUCACGACGGGUGAGCUCACGAUCACGUCAUGGUCGACGCUACCGGACGGCUUCACCUCCAGCUGCUUCAGCUGCGAAGGCCAGCAAUGGCUGCCGAACGGUGACUCCUUGCGAACCGGCUAUAGCACAACAUCCUAUGACUUGCAGUUGGUGUGGGAUGGCAUCACAAUCGUGAGGGAGGGCGGUGGAUACCUGGAAUUUGAAUGCUCGGUGGACUGUUCACUUGACAGAGGUGCCGGUGCACAAUCAGGCCGAGCACUUCCCCUCGACCCUGCAGCACCGGGAGGCGUCUCCUUCUCCAGUCAUUGCCAUUUGGAAUUCUGGCUAGACGACAAGGCAGGCGUGCAUGAGCCAAUUGCCUGUGCACCACCUGAGCUGAGGAACGGCACAAUUGUGAGGCACUUGAUCGGACUACCAGCUGGCGAGUACCGGUUCAUUUGGUUCUAUCACCAGCUGGAUGUUCACUUUGCACAGUCGAUAGGCAUGGAGGCACGCCUGCACAAGCUGAGGCUGGUGGGUCUGAACAGCACGCUGGGCGGUGCUUCAAGCUGCUUGACCUGUCCCGCGGGCACACGUCAGAACGAUGACCAGACAGAGUGCCUCACAUGUCCACCGGGAACUUUCAGCGAGAAGGGGCAAGACACCUGUACGCCGUGUCCGCCGGGAAAAAUUGCUACCGGAAACAUGUCCUCCAGCUGUGAGGACUGCCCGGCUGGUACAUACUCCCAGACACACACGCACUGUGGACCAUGCUGGCCGGGCACGUUUGCACCGGGUGGCACGGACCAAUGCGAGACGUGCAGCGAGGGAACGUUUGCUGACAAGUGGGGCAUGCCCAGAUGCACGCAGUGCGGAAAGGGAACGACAAACGCCAGGAACUUCACGACUUGCGAUAACAAGCACUGCCGGGUGGCACCGUCCUUCAACAUGACGGCGAUGCUGAGCGUAAACGGCACACACAAUGCCAGUGCUGCCAACUAUACCUACGACUUCUCGCCGCUGGGAGAGGCCGGUGGUGGCAUGCUUCUGGCCAACAAGAACGGCUCUGACGGCAUCUGCUUCUACAUGAACCUGUGUACGGUGGAGCAUGACAACUCACACUGUGUGGACAACAACGGGCAGCCUAUCAACAGCAUGGUAUGUGCAGAGCAGUGCUGCUCGCCCAGCAGCCACAGCAGCAGCAGCAGCAGCAGCAGUACCAACUGCACAGCCACCGCCGGAAAGAGCUACGGAUACAUCAUCGGCUGGCAGUUCCACACCGUGGAGAACAUCACCAUAUCCGUUACCAACGGCGACCUGUGCAACGAUAACAUUCGCAAACGCUCCGCCGACAUUCAUCUCAGCUGCACUCUGAAAACGGGUAGCAAUACGUCUGUGCCUCAAUUUGAUGAGGCAAGCUCGGAUGAGUGCCAUGCCGUGUUUCAUUGGCAAACACAGUAUGCGUGUCCGGUCUGUACGGAGAACUGCUUUCUGGAGUCGAACGGAACCUGCCAAGCUAAUGGCAUGCGUGAAGAAACCCGGAGAAACGUGCAGCAGUGCUGGGGAAAUCCCUCCCUGAAAGCCUUCAGUCGGAAGGUGAAGUGCAUCACGAUAUACGUGGUGAUCGGAGCGGUGGUUGCAUUCUGCCUCUUCGUCUUCGUUGCUUUCUACAUGGUGAGGUCGCAGCACAUGCGCACGCAGGCCGAUCGCAUUAUUCACUCUCGUCGUAUGCAGGACAAGCUGGCCCUGAUGAGUGAAGGUGAUAUUGACGACGACCUAAUUGACACGGAUUACGAGAAUGGUGAGGGCAGUGACAGAAAUGAAGAUAUCGAGACCGAUGAUGAAAUGAUUGAAUGAAUGACUGAGUUAUGCACAAAACUAGAUAGGCAGAAUGACUUUAAAAAAUUAAGAGAAGUACAAGUAUAUUAUACUGAGACUCAUUUUUCAACAUCACUACAAUUAUUUAAUUAUAUUUUCUGAAAUAGCACGUCUUGAUACCAUCGGGGUAUUUGAAUUGAUCUUCUUUGCGGACUGCUAGGUUUCUGGUGUCUGGUCCACAUUACGUGGACAAUGCACACACACACGACUUUAGCGAUAAAAGAGAUUCGGUUGUUAGAAAUCCUUGAAUCAUUCAUUUGGUCAGCUUGGUUAUUUAAAAUGUAAUAGAAGCACACAUUAAUUAUACUGAAGCAGAUAGGCAUUGGGAAAGUUAUCAAGUAUAUGUAUCCGCAAUCGGAAUCAAUCAAGUAUUCUGAAGCACAAUUAUUUUUAAAUAAUAGUCCUUUUAACACAUAAGUUACACUUGAA